This is a messenger RNA of Amaranthus tricolor (Joseph's coat), 2541 nucleotides long. Its product is annotated as protein phosphatase 2C 70-like. The transcript has 13 exons. Gene Ontology annotation, molecular function: cation binding; protein serine/threonine phosphatase activity; protein binding. The coding region runs from base 227 to 1966 and encodes 579 amino acids. Gene Ontology annotation, biological process: protein dephosphorylation. The record is from RefSeq and is a predicted model, not a curated record. NCBI's taxonomy places the organism in Eukaryota, Viridiplantae, Streptophyta, Magnoliopsida, Caryophyllales, Amaranthaceae.
AAAUAUUGUAACGUACACAUGUAUGUCUAAUUGUCCAAGUAUAUAUAAAUUCUAGGAGGACACAGAAAGCUAGUGAGUAUGGAAAUCGCAAUAGAAUUAGGAAAUAAUUACGAAUUGAGAUUUGAGAAGUUGAAAAUGAUAUAAAUGCUACGAUUUCAAAGAGGUGCGCUUUUCUCGCUAUUUCCAUUUUUCUGUUUCUCUCUCAUCCUUUCUGUAGCUGACGGCGAUGGCGGAAUCCAUUGUCGUCGUCUUCAUUAUGCUUCUUCUGGUUCUCUUUCUAAUCCUUCUUGCUUGUAAACCAUGGCGAUUCUUUUCUCGCUCUUAUCUUUCUCUCUCCAUCAAGGAUGAUGACUUAGAGAGGCCUUUGGCGCAAGAAAAAUCUGAUCAGCUUCUAAACUCAAGCCAUGAACCAUCGAGUAAUAGCUUUUUAGAGAGUUCUCAGAUGCAAACUGAAGGGAGAUUUACUUCACAUGGAGCACAAAGUCUAAAGUACAAACACAAGCUACCCCCUCGUAUACCUCACUUGACUCAAGAUGAUAGUUUGACCAUAGAUAUAGGUGAUAUGGGAGAAGACCUUUUAGUUGGUCAAACCUUAAAGCGUCCGUUGUCGACAAGCCAUAUUUUUGAAGAGCAGAAACACACUUUAAAGAAAGGCCCUUAUAGGGAAUCAAGAUCUAGGCCAGAUGAGGUAGAAGUUCAUAGAAUUUUUGGAGAUAUUUUAGAUCAAGGUGCAGGAACUUGCCUCUCCCUUGAAGUUAUCAAAGGCCCAGCAUGCGGGCUUCAGUGUUCAUUGUUGUCUAGUGAUAUUUCUAAGCUUCCAUUGACUCUUGGAAGGGUACCACCUAGUAACUUGUUACUGAAGGAUUCAGAGGUUUCAGGAAAGCAUGCUAUGAUAAAUUGGAAUUCCGAUAAAAUGAAAUGGGAACUGGUGGACAUGGGUAGUCUUAAUGGAACUCUUCUAAAUGCAAAGGCCAUACAUCAUCCUGAUUUUGGAAGCAGAACUUGGGGUGAACCAGAGGAGCUUCUUAGUGGUGAUAUAAUCACUCUUGGCACCACUUCUCAGAUAAGAGUGCAAAUUACGUCUCUGACUGAAUCAGAGGUUUCAUUUGGAGUUGGCAUUGCGUCAGAUCCCAUGUCUACACGUCGUGGGGGAAAAAAGCUUCCCAUGGAAGAUGUCUGCUAUUACAGAUGUCCGCUUCCUGGGAUAGAGCAGUUUGGACUUUUUGGUAUUUGUGAUGGACAUGGUGGAGCAGUUGCAGCUCAGUCUGUGAGCAAAAUUCUUCCGGAGAACGUAUCAACUAUUUUAUUGGAUUCCUUAAGAAGGGAAAGGGUUUUAUCUCGGCAAGAUGCAUCUGAUGUCCUUAGGGAAGCAUUUUACCAAACUGAAGCAUGUUUAAAUCACUAUUACGAGGGUUGUACUGCAACACUGCUUCUAAUUUGGGGCGAUGGUUAUGACAGUUUCUUUGCUCAAUGUGCCAAUGUUGGAGACUCAGCUUGUGUUAUGAACGUUAAUGGGAAACAGAUUAAUAUGACAGAAGACCAUAGGAUUUCUAGCUAUUCUGAGAAGCAACGUGUCAAGGAAAUGGGAUACCCAUUAAAGGAUGAGGACACUCGCCUGUGUGGUCUAAAUCUCGGGAGGAUGCUUGGUGACAAGUUUCUGAAGGAGCAGGAUGCACGGUUUAGUUCAGAGCCCUAUAUAAGCCAAGUUGUCCGUAUUGGUCAACCAAGUGGAGCCUUUGCAAUAUUGGCGAGUGACGGUUUGUGGGACGUCAUCAGUGCAAAGAAGGCAAGUCAGCUCGUUCUCGAGGCAAAGGAGACAUACUCUGCAGAUAGGAAGGAUUCUGCGCAGAAGAUAGCGGAGUUCUUGUUAGACAAGGCUAAGAAAUCGCUUACAAAAGAUAACACCUCCAUAGUUUAUGUAGAUUGUGACAUUGCUUUGAGAACCUUGUGUAAAUAUGAUUCUUGAUAUGUAAUAAUCUAGGGUUUAGUCGAUAAUCAUCAACAAAACAUGGUAAGAGGUUGUUUGGGGGAUUGGGUCCUGGAUGGCCAUCCCAUAUGACAAAUACAGCACAAUUUUCCUUGAAUCUCUGGAGCCUGGCAUCGCGCUGCUAAGAUCUUGGAGUCAAUCUAUCCAGGCCAGAAUGUCUAAAUGCAUGUCCAUAAUUUACAGCUUAUAAAGGAGUCAAUCUUCUGCAGUUCGAAAUUUAUGUUCUCCGAGAAGCUGUUAUAUUUGUCGUCAUAUGAUAUGCUCAAUGGAUUUUCAUGGUCUUGCUCCUGCUUUCUUGUUGAUUAAUAUAUGGAUGACAAAAUGGUUAUGGAAAAAUGAAUUUGUGGUAUUCUUUGUAGUUACAUUAUAACAAAAUGUUGUGUACAUCAUUUUCAGGAAGAAUACCUCAGUUGUCAAUGAUGCAAUACUUGGUUGAUGUAUGCUUAUGGCUGAGCUGUGCAUAAAUAAACUUAAAUUCAUUAGCAAGAGUUCGGCAGUUGUAGAUGUACCUCAUAUUUAAUUGAAGUAAUGUCAGACUUCAUUUAUCUUUUCAA